Molecule: messenger RNA, 1758 nt
Organism: Priapulus caudatus
Lineage: Eukaryota; Metazoa; Priapulida; Priapulimorpha; Priapulimorphida; Priapulidae
Exons: 4
Coding region: 118-495 (125 amino acids)
Source: RefSeq, a predicted model, not a curated record
UGGAGUCGUCUGCAUUUCCUACCCACUGCACCACCAAACAAGUUAGCAGACCUGCGCUCACAGCUACUUAUUAAUCUCAGGAAGCCUGUAUUGCUGUUGAGUGGAACAUGCGAUGCCAUGUGCAGUAGGAAUUUGAUGGAGGAAACAUUAGCCAAGGUGACAGCUAAGCAUACCAUGCACUGGGUACAAGGCGCUGGUCAUGGCUUAGAGAUCGGGUCAAGUGAGGCUAGGAACGACAUGUACCAUACGUUGGUCACCUGGUGCAGUGAAGUCUGCAAGCAGAGCUUGGAAUACAGCUCGGUUGAAUGCAGCCGAAAUUUAGAACGACAAAUGGCAGGCAGAAACACGUUGACACGACUCCGCAAGGCUGCUGGUGGUACUUCCGCACGGAGAACCCACGAGGAUAGGAAGAAGACUGAGAUGGAAACUCAUGCUUCAAAUUCCCCAGUCCUCAAAACAAGAAGGAAGAGAAGAAGAGUCGCGGAUAUCGAAUAGUCAUGGCGGUACGUCCUGGAAAUUCGAAUUAGCACAGGCUGAUUUAAUUAUCAUGUGGCACAGGCAUGCAGACACUUUUCUGUAUAUUAAUUUGGUUUCGUGCACUUACGGAAAUACAUUGUUGGCCAGUAGAAUGUGUGUAUGUUGCAUCUUGAAGGGGCAUAGAAAUUGCUAUCAAAAUUGCGUUAUAUUUGCAGCAGUUCUGAAUUGUAUUGGUUGAGCAAUACGAUUUUGCAAGUGUGAACGUGAAAUGAUUUGGGAAUAAUCCGCUAACCUAAUAUUGUUAUAUGUCUUUAUUCACAGAUUUCCAGAAAUUUUCGUUGCACGGGCUUCUGAUACGAUUCAGAUGUGUGUGUGUGUGUGUGUGUGUGCGUGUGUGCGUGCGUGCGUGCGUGCGUGUGUGUGUGUGUUUUUCAUUGUAUAGGAGCAUGAUAAAAAGUAUUCAUUUUGAUGUUACUGAUAGGCAGCAGUCAUGGCCACAUUACGCCAUUUCGUGAUCUUGACUGUUUUCAAUUCAAAUUUUGCCAAAUAUUACCAGGUUUCAGGAUGCCCCCAAGUAUGUGUGUCUGCGCAAGAUAUAUGGUUCUUAAAGUCGGGGGCAGAGUUGUAAACAGGGCAGAGAUUAGAGCCGGUGGCUGCACUUGGAAUUAUGAAUGUUUUAGGGAAAUCACGGAGAACUAUGAAAAAGCUUACGUAGUGCACGUGUUUGUUUAAUGCCGUGGGAGUUUGGUAGUGACAGCCUACGUAGUGUUUUUACUGAAACUCCUAGCAAUUCAAACGUCAGGGAAUGAAGAUGGAAGUGUUGUUAAACAUUUUCGCUCUUGGAGCGGAGUAAUUGGAUUUAUGUGGUCUGUCUCUUCGUUUCAAAUCGUAAAUUGAAUUGCGAGUUUGUUCGGUUCCCAUUACGUGAUUGCGUUAGUUCGACAGGUUGGCGUAAAUCUAGUUGUUAGGAAUUAGGAAGGAGAAGUGGACGAAGCUACUGAUACAAACAGAUCAUAGAAAUUCCUCGUGUGAGUCUAUAGAGAUCCUAACCUUAUAUAACCAAUAUAGAUCCUAACCUUAUAAUAGCUAGUUGUUUCAUGAUACUUAGUCAAUACUUAGCAAUAUUAGUCAUAACCUUUGUGCGUUUAGCGAAAUUUGGUACCGGCUCGGUAAAAUAUGUCGUGCCCAUCUUUCUCACAAAAAAGGGUAAAUUUUAUACGAUAAAAGUUUGUAAGGGAUAGUUUUUGUGAAUCUAUAAAAGUUGUUUGACUGAGUAUAUUA